UGGCCCUGCGUGUAGCAGGGGGUUGGAGAUUCGUGGUCCUUGAGGUCCCUUCCAACCCAUGCUGUGAUUCAUUUGCCCGCUGUGCUUUGGAAGGAUGCAGUCUGCCACGAUUUAACACUGAGGAGGUGGAGGUUCUGUGGGACACAGAAGGCUCAGCUCAGCCCAUCAGCGCCGAACGGACAAGGUGACCUCUGCUGGCUCCUGUUCCACCCGCUUCCAUCAAAUCACCGCGUUUCCCUUUGCUCUUCCAGCACCGAUGACGACACGGGGGUGUUGCUGUACACACAAGCUCAGGGAUUGCGACUUGCCAAGCUGAAAUCCACGCAGCUCGGAUACGGCUGUCGGAGCUCCUCGGCUCGCCGCCUUCCCACACAGCGCAGCCAUGGCGGCGCAGCGGAAGCGGGCGGCGCUGGGAGGGCGCUGAGGGGAAGCCGGCCCCGCUCCGCCUCCCCGCUGAGCCCGUAGUACAGCAAAGAUGGUUUCUCCCAAAACCCGAUACUUAGUGUUCUUUCAGUAUUGGGGCACUAAAUAUAGUGGGGUCAUGCAAACCUCAGCUGAGCAGUCAGGGGUCGGAGUCCAGAAUUAUUUGGAGAAGGCAGCACAGAACCUAAAACCUGUUGUUCCCAUCAAGUUCCACAUCUCCAGCCGGACGGACAGUGGUGUCCAUGCGCUCUGCAACUCUGCUCACCUUGAUAUCCAAAGGGCACCAGGGAAGCCAGCUUUUCAAGAAAGAAUGCUCAUUGGUUGUCUGAAUUACCACCUGAAGCCUGAGCCAAUUCGCAUCUUGAGUGCCCAUCGAGUGACCAACAAUUUCCAUGCACGUUUCUCUGCGCUGUCAAGAACCUACAUUUAUCGGCUGUUGAUGGGCUGCACCCACCAUUCUGAAAUACCAGUGUUUGAGAGGGAUCUGUGCUGGGCUCCCACCGGAGGCUACCUCAACGUGCCUGCCAUGCAGGAUGCAGCACAGUUCCUGCUGGGAACACACGACUUCAGCACUUUUUGCUCACUGAACUCUGAAACGCCAUUUCGGUCUCCAGUCAAAACCAUCCUACAGGCAGACAUCCAACCCUCUUCUGGUUUCCUAUCCCACCACUAUGAAUACAGGGGACUGCAGUUCUGGGAGCUGAAGUUCAAGAGCAGAUCUUUUCUUUACCGACAGGUCCGAAGAAUGGUUGGGGCUCUAGUUGCAGUUGGCCAGGGAAAGUUGGCACCUCAUCAUAUAAAGGAGCUGCUGGAGAUGAAGGAUGCAAGGGCUCUUCCAUCAUUUGCCAUGGCUCCAUCAUCCGGACUCUUCCUAAAAUCAGUGGAAUAUAAUGAAGCAGAUUUGCAAACAACAGUGGCCCCGGGAGAAUAGCAGCUCUGUCAGCCAUGUCUGAAAGGACUGUUGUUGUGGAUAUGGGAUGGAGAGACCAACAUUUGACAAGAUGAGAAGGAGAGGGAGGAAACUUCUGGUUACUCUUGCUUUGGGACCAAUUUCCAAAGACAGAACUUUG
Messenger RNA from Phasianus colchicus (ring-necked pheasant), 1493 nucleotides. It is a transcript of the gene PUSL1, whose product is annotated as pseudouridine synthase like 1. Gene Ontology annotation, biological process: tRNA pseudouridine synthesis. The record is from RefSeq and is a predicted model, not a curated record. Gene Ontology annotation, molecular function: pseudouridine synthase activity; RNA binding. Lineage: Eukaryota; Metazoa; Chordata; Aves; Galliformes; Phasianidae.